AUGAGCUCUUGGACAUCAAAGGAAAACGUGAACGGGGUCUACAUCCCCUCCGCGCUGCUGAUUUUCGGCACCACGAUCAUCAAAAAGGAAUGGGUUGCUUAUGCGACGGCCCUGGCAUUCGUCUUGUCCGCAUGGAAAAUAUUCAGUAACAGGCCACGAAAGGUCCUGACUCCUACGGAAUUCCAGAAUUUCGUCCUCAAGGAUAAGACCAUCGUAUCCCACAAUGUCUGCAUUUACCGAUUCGCCCUCCCCAGGCCGACCGACAUUCUCGGCCUUCCCAUCGGCCAGCAUAUCUCCCUUGCUGCCACGAUCCCCGGACAAUCGAAGGAGAUUGUGCGCUCCUAUACUCCAAUCUCCUCUGACGACGACGCUGGAUACUUUGAUCUGCUCAUCAAAUCUUACCCACAGGGUAAUAUUUCGAAGCACUUGACCACGCUCCGUAUUGGGGACAAGAUGAAGGUCCGCGGGCCCAAGGGCGCGAUGGUUUAUACUCCCAAUAUGGUCCGUCAUAUCGGCAUGAUCGCUGGUGGAACAGGUAUCACCCCGAUGCUUCAAGUCAUCAAGGCCAUCAUCAAGGGUAGACCCCGAAACGGAGGCAACGAUACCACCCAGAUUGAUCUUAUCUUUGCCAACGUGAACCCCGACGAUAUCCUUCUCAAGGAAGAAUUGGAUCAACUUGCCAAGGAAGACGAUGCUUUCCGGAUUUACUACGUCCUUAACAACCCACCAGAGAAGUGGAAUGGCGGCGUUGGAUUCGUUACUCCAGACAUGAUCAAGUCCAAAUUACCCGCUCCAGCCAAUGAUAUCAAAGUCCUCAUCUGCGGCCCUCCACCAAUGGUCAGCGCCAUGAAGAAAGCCACCGAAUCCUUGGGAUAUAAAAAGGCCAAUCUUGUCAGCAAGCUUGAGGAUCAGGUUUUCUGCUUCUAA
Messenger RNA from Uncinocarpus reesii 1704, 927 nucleotides. RefSeq lists its product as uncharacterized. Bases 1 to 927 code for a protein of 308 amino acids. NCBI's taxonomy places the organism in Eukaryota, Fungi, Ascomycota, Eurotiomycetes, Onygenales, Onygenaceae. Gene Ontology annotation, cellular component: endoplasmic reticulum. The record is from RefSeq and is a predicted model, not a curated record. The transcript is spliced from 4 exons. Gene Ontology annotation, molecular function: oxidoreductase activity.